AUGAACGAGGCAGCCAGAGGUUCGAUGCUUGAGGGACUGGUUGGUGUAGAAGGGGCUUUCAUUUUGUUGGAGCCAGUUCGCCUCGGAGGUGGAUAUGUUUCUCCGCGAGCUUCAGCAGCUGCUUUUCGUCUCUCUGAUUCGGCUUUGCUGGGUCGACCGCGCUUGCGUGGUGGUUCACCUCGGGGUGGCAUGCUCUCCGAACCUGGGGAUAACAGGGCUGAUGCGCCACUCUCACUGCUGAAUGACGCUGUACUGGUCGUUGGCCGAGGUUGUAUCGCACGCGGAGCUAAUAUUGGUUUAUCCGAGGGGAAAAGAAGGUGCUUUCGGGUUUGGCUGUUGUCAAGCGCAGAAGGUAGAGGAGCCGAGGAUUCAUGGCGCGGAGGAGGGAAGGGUGCAAAGCUUGGGUUGAGAGGUGACCAUGGAAGCGAAUAUGACCGGCUUCCCUCAACAGAUAAUCCGACAAACGAUCCAGAGGGGAGGGGGAAAGAAAGAAAGAAAAAGAAAGGAGCCCAGAGGAGUCAGGCUAUAACGAAUGUAUAG
Messenger RNA from Aspergillus oryzae RIB40, 540 nucleotides. RefSeq lists its product as uncharacterized. The transcript is spliced from 2 exons. The coding region runs from base 1 to 540 and encodes 179 amino acids. NCBI's taxonomy places the organism in Eukaryota, Fungi, Ascomycota, Eurotiomycetes, Eurotiales, Aspergillaceae. The record is from RefSeq and is a predicted model, not a curated record.